Sphenostylis stenocarpa is the source of this 1065-nucleotide messenger RNA. The record is from the annotation of a GenBank genome assembly. Lineage: Eukaryota; Viridiplantae; Streptophyta; Magnoliopsida; Fabales; Fabaceae.
AUGGGUUCAAUGAAUUACCAAGAAGCAAUUGAGCUCUUUGAAGGCCAAAAUAUCUUGUACAUGCAGAUAUUUGGCCACCUUAAACCUUUGUGUCUUAAAUGGGCUGUCCAACUAGGUAUUCCAGACAUAAUAAACAAUCAUGGUAAACCUAUCACUCUUCCUCACUUGGUUUCAGCUUUGCAAAUUGCUCCAUCCAAGGCUGAUUUUGUGCACCGCUUGAUGCGCUUCUUGGCCCACAAUGGAAUCUUUGAUAUCCAUCAGAGCCAAGCAGAUCAUGAUCUAACAUUUUCUCUGACCCCUGCAUCAAAGCUUUUGGUCACUGGCAGUGGUUAUUGUUUGUCUCCAAUGGUUCUAUUGAAUACUGAUCCACUUCUCAUGAGUAAAUACCAUCAUUUGGGGGAAUGGAUUCGUGGGGAGGACCCCACACUGUAUGAGACUGCCUUAGGGACAAGUAUUUGGGGACUUAUUGACGGAGAACCUAAAUACUUGAGUCUCUUCAGUGAGGGCAUGGCAAGUGAUUCCCAAAUGGUUGACUUGGCUCUCAAAAAUUGUUCUUCAGUUUUUGAGAACCUAGAUUCCAUCGUGGAUGUAGGUGGUGGAACUGGAACCACAGCCAGAAUUAUCAGCAACGCAUAUCCUAAGUUGAAAUGUGUUGUGCUUGACCUUCCUCAGGUUAUACCAAACUUCACAGGAACCAAUAAUCUAAGUUUUGUUGGUGGUGACAUGUUCAAAUCUAUCCCUCAAGCUGAUGCAAUCCUACUAAAGUGGGUUUUACAUGAUUGGAAUGACGAAAGCUGCAUAAAGAUCUUGCAAAAUUGUAAAGAUUCAAUUUCAGGGAAAGGCAAUAGAGGGAAAGUGAUUAUCAUAGAAACUGUAAUAAAUGAGAAGCUUGAUUGCGAAGACAUGACUCAAACAAAGCUUGGUUUGGAUAUAAGUAUGUUAGCCAUCAAUGGAAAAGAGCGAACCGAGGAAGAAUGGAAACAACUCUUCAUUGAAGCAGGAUUCAAAGACUACAAAAUAUUUCCCAUUUUUGGUUUUAGAUCUCUUAUCGAGGUCUAUCCUUAG